AUGCCUGGUUUGGUCAUACGAGCAACCUCGUCGCCGAAUGUACACGACAUGUCUGGAGAAGACUCACCAAUGUCCCCGGCGGACAAAAAGCGCAACAAGUUGGGAUACCACCGCACUGCGGUAGCUUGCGGGCAUUGCCGACGUCGUAAGAUUCGUUGCAUACCCGCAUUCGAAGAUCCAGCCGGUCGAUGUCAAAACUGUAUCCGCCUGAAGAAAGAUUGUCAGUUUUUCCCCGUCGACCAGCAAAACCCUACUCCGGGAAAACGGACCCGAUCCGGGACAAAGAGUGAAGGCGUGUUCAGCGAAGGGGACGUCUCGGUCGCUUCAUCUUCCCCUGGCGGCAUUCUCAGGAGCAGCUCUUUCGAACGUAUCGAGGGAGAUGGCCCUUUAGACACACCCCCCUUAGCGACAGAUUCAGGCUACCACGGUUUCCAUCCUGCGACAAGAUCUGUCUCCUCAACAGGCUUUGAAUAUCCAAAUUCUUACGACCGUCACCAGCAGCAACAUGGGCAAGUGAUCGUGCCGUCCCCGUACCUCAGUCAGUCGCCGCGUCCAUAUGCGGCCGAGUCGAUGAAUCCAGGAUACUACCAGCCGUACGCGAACACUGUGGCGGGAUCAUAUUCGUCAGCCUACACUUCAGGAUCAACCCCAUCAAACAUGACGACCAUAUCGCAGGAGAGCACAUACAACUAUCCCACAGCACCUUUAGGUGGGGGGUAUAGUUGGGGUGGACCACCAACGCGAUCCAUGUCUGGCUCGGAAACAGAACAAUUGCACCAUGGAUUUCCUGCGGCGUUCAGGACGCACACAUAUCCUUCAUUUGAGCGGGAGACGGCAGGGAACUUGCAUCAGAUGUCGCCAGCGGAGCAUGGUGGUAUGCCGGUCGGAAUAGACAGCCCGCACGAUUCGGUUCCUCCCAAUUAUCGAGAACCUACUUCUUAUCAGCCUUUACAAAUGGACGUGCGACAAGAAUGGUCAGGAGGUGUUCCUGGUCAAGUGACGCACCUUCCUGGUUCUGGCACAACCGCAUACCCCCAAGGCUGGUAUUCUCACCAGUCUGAAUUGAUGAGUGCACGAGAUGAGGAUGAGCACUCGCACGUGUUUGCGUCACAGAGUCACACUCCUCGAGGAGGUCAGAAGCCUCCUUGA
Exophiala viscosa is the source of this 1149-nucleotide messenger RNA. RefSeq lists its product as uncharacterized. The transcript has 3 exons. Gene Ontology annotation, biological process: regulation of DNA-templated transcription. Lineage: Eukaryota; Fungi; Ascomycota; Eurotiomycetes; Chaetothyriales; Herpotrichiellaceae. The record is from RefSeq and is a predicted model, not a curated record. The coding region runs from base 1 to 1149 and encodes 382 amino acids. Gene Ontology annotation, molecular function: zinc ion binding; DNA-binding transcription factor activity, RNA polymerase II-specific.